AUGACCUUCCCUGGGAGGAGCGGUGGCACCAGGUCAGAGCAACUCACCUGCCACAGGCAUGGGGUCAGCGCCGGGAGACGCUGGACACGGAACUGCACUUCCAGGCACCACACCAUCCUCUACUUCCGGGUCUCCUUCCGGGUCAACCGGAAAGGUCAGGCGGCUUUGGGGGCCUGGCCCCCGCCGGCCAGCACCACAGGGGCCCUGCGGCGCCGGGUGCGGGGCUUCGUGCUGCCCACCGCCGCCUGCCAGGAGGACGAGGACGUCUUCCCCUACAAGAUCCUCUUCCAAGACCUUGACCGCAACGGGGACGGGGUGGUGGACAUCACGGAGCUCCGAGAAGGGCUGAAAAACUGGAGCUCCACGUUUGGCCUGCAGUCGGAGAAGGAAAUUUUUAAAGCUGGAGAUACCAAUGCUGAUUCAGGAUUGGACUUCCAAGAAUUUUUGCAAUACCUUAAAGACCAUGAGAAAAAAAUGAGGCUGGCAUUUAAGAGUCUGGACUUAAAUAAUGAUGGAGUAAUAGAAACUUCGGAAAUAAUCACUGCUUUGAAGUCACUGGGUGUAGAUAUUUCUGAAGCUCAGGCAAAAAAUAUUCUCCAAAGCAUGGACAGUGAUGGAACAAUGACAGUAGACUGGGAUGAAUGGAAGUACUACUUUUUACUUCAUCCCGCAAAAAGUAUCGAUGAAAUUGCUGGCUUCUGGAAGCGUUCUACCAUAAUUGACAUAGGGGAGAGCAUAGCUAUUCCAGAUGACUUUACUGUGGAAGAAAAGAGUUCUGGACAUUGGUGGCGGCAUAUGGUGGUAGGAGGAAUAGCUAGCGCCAUUUCAAGGACGUGCACGGCACCUUUUGACCGCUUGAGAGUCAUGAUGCAGGUUCAUAGUUUAGAGCCAACGAGAAUGAAGUUAAUUGGUGGGUUUGAGCAGAUGAUAAAAGAAGGAGGAAUUCGUUCUCUUUGGCGAGGAAAUAGUGCAAAUGUUUUAAAAAUUGCACCUGAGAUGGUCAUCAAGUUCGGGGCCUAUGAACAGUAUAAGAAAUGGCUUAGUUUUGAUGGUGCUAAAACAGGAAUUAUUCAGAGAUUUGUAUCUGGUUCAUUGGCUGGUGUAACUGCUCAGACCUGUAUUUACCCCAUGGAGGUAAUAAAGACCAGACUGACUGUAGGUAAAACUGGACAGUACUCAGGGAUUAUUGAUUGUGGCAAGAAGCUUCUGAAACAAGAAGGUGUUAGAACCUUUUUCAAAGGCUAUAUCCCUAACUUGCUAAGCAUUAUGCCUUAUGCAGGCACAGACCUUACUGUUUUUGAGCUUUUGAAGAACUAUUGGCUUGAACAUUAUGCAGGAAACUCUGUAGACCCCGGCUUAAUGAUUUUGCUGGGAUGUAGCACGUUGUCACAAACCAGUGGUCAGAUAGUCAGCUUCCCUCUGACCCUUCUUAGAACACGCAUGCAGGCUCAAGCACAGAAGGAAAAAACAACAACUAUGAUUCAUCUCAUUCAAGAUAUAUAUUACAAAGAAGGAAAAAUGGGCUUUUUCAGGGGCCUCACUCCAAAUAUCAUAAAAGUGCUCCCUGCAAUAUUCAUAAGCUGUGUGGCCUAUGAAAUACUGAAAAGACCGUUUGGAUUAACGUAGAA
Myotis davidii is the source of this 1628-nucleotide messenger RNA. Its product is annotated as calcium-binding mitochondrial carrier protein SCaMC-1-like. Bases 1 to 1626 code for a protein of 541 amino acids. Lineage: Eukaryota; Metazoa; Chordata; Mammalia; Chiroptera; Vespertilionidae. Gene Ontology annotation, molecular function: calcium ion binding; ATP transmembrane transporter activity. Gene Ontology annotation, biological process: transmembrane transport. The record is from RefSeq and is a predicted model, not a curated record. The transcript has 11 exons. Gene Ontology annotation, cellular component: mitochondrial inner membrane.